AUGAUGAGUACUAAAUACGAGCUCGUGUUCAUCCCAUCGCCAGACCUUGGCCACCUGCUCUUGGCUGUGGAGAUGGCCAAGCUCCUCGUCGACCGCGACGAGCGGCUCUUAAUCACCGUCCUCAUCAUGAAGUUGCCCUUUGACUCUGAGAUUGACUUCCAUGUGGAGUCGCUCACCACUUCCAUCACCACCGGCAUCCACUUCAUCCUCUUAAAUGUUUUGCAUAGACACAAUGCACAACAGGACAACAGGAGAAACUUCCAUGCCGUUCUAAACGAAAGGUCAUCGAUCCCCUCGAGCCAAAACUCUUCAUCCAUCUCGAAGGAUUCGUGCCCGACAUUUAUCACGAUAUCGAAGAAGAAAAAGGCAGCAGGAUUCAAGCCGGAUCCAUAUGUCGCGACAGUACUCAACUGCGCAAUGUGGGUGUUCUAUGGUUUGUGCCCUAAAGGAAGCCUGCUUGUCCUCAUAAUCAAUGCUUUUGGUCUUGGUAUCGAGCUCAUCUAUGUUGGGAUAUUCUUCUUGUAUACUCCAUGGAACAGACGUCGGAAUAUCUUGCUUGCACUCCUCAUUGAACUGAUCUUUAUGGCUGCAUUAGUUGCCUUAUGUAGGAGUUUUGCACUCGUUGAAACGUUGUGUAUCAUCUUCAACAUAGUGAUGUAUACUUCGCCAUUGACAAUUAUGAGCCGAGUCAUCCAGACAAAGAGCGUCAAGUACAUGCCUUUAUAUCUAUCGCUCGCCAUGUUCUUAAAUGGCAUCACUUGGGCUGUCUAUGCGCUCCUCAAAUUCAAACCCUUUGUCCUGGUGCCGAAUGGUUUGGGAGCCUUGUUGGGUCUGGUGCAGCUGAUUCUCUAUGCAACAUACUACAAAACCACCAAGUUGGACGAGCCGGAGAAUCCGAUGUUGAACUCUCCAAAGCUUAAGGCCGAGACACUUAAUUGA
Messenger RNA from Eucalyptus grandis, 939 nucleotides. RefSeq names its product bidirectional sugar transporter SWEET5. NCBI's taxonomy places the organism in Eukaryota, Viridiplantae, Streptophyta, Magnoliopsida, Myrtales, Myrtaceae. Gene Ontology annotation, cellular component: membrane. Gene Ontology annotation, molecular function: sugar transmembrane transporter activity. The record is from RefSeq and is a predicted model, not a curated record. The transcript has 6 exons. Bases 1 to 939 code for a protein of 312 amino acids. Gene Ontology annotation, biological process: carbohydrate transport.